Messenger RNA from Candidula unifasciata, 618 nucleotides. The record is from the annotation of a GenBank genome assembly. NCBI's taxonomy places the organism in Eukaryota, Metazoa, Mollusca, Gastropoda, Stylommatophora, Geomitridae.
AUGGCAAAUUCCCAUCUAAAGCUGAUUUAUUUCGAUGGAAUGGGCCGCGCUGAAGCGGCUCGGUUAUUGCUGGUUGCUGCAGGAAAACAGUUCGAUGACAUCCGACUCCCAGAGGAAGACUGGCCACAGCACAGCCAUCUGGCGCCGUUUGGUCAAUGUCCACUUCUUGUAGUUGAUGGCGUCACAUACGCUCAGAGCGUGGCCAUCAAGACUUACCUGGCUCGAGAACUGGGCUUCUAUGGUCAUUCAAAUAUUGAAUCCUUACAAAUCGACCAACUGGUUCAGCUAAUCGAAGACCUCACUAACAUCUGCGUUCCUGUGGUAAUUCUUACAGAUGAAGAGCAGAAGAGGAAAGAACUUGCGAGAAUCAAAGCUGACGUAAGCCCAAUCUAUCUUGGUCAUCUAGAAAGGCUGUUAAAAGAGAAUGGUACUGGUUAUUUUGUAGAUAACCGCCUAACACUGGCUGACCUUGUUGCAUUCGAUGUUGUUACUGGAAUGUUGAAGGACUAUGUAGACGUCACGGAGAAGUAUCCUCUGCUGCAAAAAAAUGUGGAUAUUGUCAGAUCUGAUGGUAAAAUCAGGCCCUAUGUUAAGUCUAGACCCAUUACACCCUUCUAA